AUGGAAGACUACCACAAACCAGACCAGCAGACUGUGCAGGCGCUCCGGAAUCUCGCCAACCGGCUCCGUAUCAACUCCAUCAAGGCGACCACUGCAGCGGGCAGCGGUCACCCAACAUCAUGCUGCAGUGUUGCGGAGAUCAUGUCUGUGGUCUUCUUUCAUACCAUGAAGUACCGACCUGAAGACCCACGCAAUCCCAACAAUGACCGCUUCAUCCUUUCCAAGGGUCAUGCCGCCCCUGUGCUGUAUGCCGCAUGGGCCGAGACAGGCUACCUGAAGGAGAAUGAGCUAUUCAACCUACGCAAGGUUGACUCCAUCCUCGAGGGUCACCCUGUCCCGAGGCAGCAGUUUGUAGACGUUGCCACCGGUUCUCUGGGCCAAGGUUUGGGAGCUGCCUGUGGAAUGGCCUACACUGGGAAGUACUUUGACGAGGCCAGUUACCGGGUGUUCUGCCUGCUGGGUGAUGGCGAGCUGUCCGAGGGCUCGGUGUGGGAGGCCAUGGCCUUCGCUUCCUACUACCAGCUAGACAACCUGGUGGCCAUCUUGGACAUCAACCGCUUGGGUCAGAGUGACCCGGCGCCUCUACAGCACCACGUCGAGAAGUACCAACGACGCUGCGAGGCCUUCGGGUGGCAUGCCAUCAUUGUGGAUGGUCACAGUGUGGAAGAGUUGUGCAAGGUCCUCAGCCAGCCCCGCCACCAGCCUCUUGCUGUCAUUGCCAAGACCAUUAAGGGCAAAGGCAUCCAAGCGGCUGAGGAUAAGAUGGGCUGGCACGGCAAGCCUCUCCCCAAAGACAUGGCUGAAGGUGUGAUAAAGGAGCUGCAGAGCCGCAUGGUCAGCUGCAACAAGCGUCUCUACCCUUCGCCGCCCAACGAGGACGUUGCACCGGUCAGCCUGCGCAACAUCCGCAUGCCCAACGCACCCAGUUACAAACCCGGAGAGAAGAUUGCCACCCGCAAGGCAUACGGCGUGGCUCUGGCCAAGCUGGGCCGCUACAACGAGCAUGUGGUGGCACUUGACGGAGAUACCAAGAACUCCACUUUCUCUGAGCUCUUUAAGAACGAACACCCCAACCGUUACGUGGAGUGCUACAUCGCCGAGCAGAACAUGGUGAGCGUGGCCAUAGGCUGCGCCGUCCGGGACCGCAACGUGGUCUUUGCCAGCACCUUCGCUACCUUCUUCUCGCGGGCCUACGACCAGCUACGCAUGGCUGCCAUCUCUGAGAGCAACAUCAACCUGUGUGGCUCCCACUGUGGCGUCUCCAUCGGAGAGGACGGUCCUUCUCAAAUGGGUUUGGAGGAUCUGGCCAUGUUCCGAGCCAUUCCCGGAGCCACAGUCUUCUACCCAAGUGAUGGUGUCUCCACUGAAAAAGCUGUGGAGCUUGCUGCUAACACAAAGGGGCUGUGUUUCAUCCGAACCAGCCGCCCCGAGAACAGCAUUAUCUACAACUGCAAUGAGGACUUCCAUGUUGGACAGGCAAAGGUGGUUUACAAAACCAAUGACGACCAUGUAACCGUCAUCGGUGCGGGGGUGACACUCCACGAGGCGUUGGCCGCAGCUGAACACCUGAAAAAAGAGCGAAUUCACAUCCGUGUGAUUGAUCCAUUCACUAUUAAACCUUUGGACUCCAAGACCAUUAUUGACAACGCCAGGGCCACCAGGGGACGCAUAAUCACUGUGGAAGACCACUACUAUGAAGGUGGUCUGGGUGAGGCGGUGUGCUCGGCGGUGGUGAACGAAAGCGGUUUCAGCGUCCACCGCCUGGCCGUGUCGCAGGUGCCCCGCAGCGGCAAGCCUCACGAGCUGCUCCAGAUCUUCGGCAUCGACCGCGACGCCAUCGUUCAGGCUGUCCGCAAGGUGCUCAGCGGCACCGCCAACGCCAAGUGA
This is a messenger RNA of Nerophis lumbriciformis (worm pipefish), 1887 nucleotides long. The record is from RefSeq and is a predicted model, not a curated record. Lineage: Eukaryota; Metazoa; Chordata; Actinopteri; Syngnathiformes; Syngnathidae.